UUCUCCAAUGAUCCAAUUCUUGUACAUCAGCAGCAGCAACCAAACAAAACUCACCAUUCCUUGUCUUCACCAUCUUCUUUUUGUUAUCAUCAAAAAAAGAAAAACAACCAUCUUCUUAUUGUUCUCUUCCCUUUUGUAUUUAUCUAUGAUAUAAGCUUAGGCCCACUUUCCUUUAUUAUCUUGCCUUCUAAGCACUCUUUCCUUUCUUCAUAUUCCGUCUUUCUACUUUCACUUCUGUACCUCCAUUUCUCUCCCCCCACCUCUCAUUCUAAUUCUGAGCUCCAUCUCCAUUGCCAAGGAGCAUGCCUGAAUGUCCACAGAAAGGGAGAGAUUUGAUGAGGUCGGCAAGAAGAUCAAGAGAGAAACUGAUGACACCACCGAUAGAAUGGGAAGGCGACUAGGCCCAGUGGGAACCCUAAAUACCAUAACUCCUUGCGCCGCUUGCAAGCUCUUGAGGCGGCGGUGUGCUCAAGAGUGCCCCUUCUCUCCUUAUUUCCCACCUCAUGAGCCCCAAAAGUUUGCUUCGGUGCAUAAGGUCUUCGGUGCAAGCAACGUCUCCAAGAUGCUGAUGGAGGUUCCUGAGGCCCAGAGAGCUGAUGCGGCCAAUAGCCUGGUCUACGAGGCGAACAUGAGGCUCGGAGACCCAGUCUAUGGAUGCAUGGGGGCAGUUUCAGGCUUGCAGCAACAAGUUCAGGCCUUAGAGGCGGAGCUCCGAAUGGUAAGAGCUGAGAUCUUGAAGCAUAAGUGCAGGCAAGCUAGUGUUCAUGUCCUCCCUACAUCUCAUGCUGCUUUGCUUGCUCCCUCUGGGGAUGUGUCCGUCGCUGCACCUCCUCGUCCAGCUUCUUCUGCUUCUUCCUCUUCCAUUUACACCACCCCUCCUUCGACCUCCUCGACUGACUACAGCUCCAUCAACCCAAAUGGAAAUGUCGCAUUCUUUGGCUGAGAAGCUCACAAAAAAAUUUUGUAAGUCAUGAUCAACAACGUGGAAUAAAGGAGGCAAGAAAUAUUGGUUUGUUGGGAGUAAAAUUUCCUUUAAAAAAAAAAAAAAUCUCUUUCUUUAAAUUCAAGCAUUACUACUUGAUGUUCCAAAGCCCAAACUCGCCUAAAAUUUGCUGAAUAAUAAUUUUCAUUAUCUUUCAUCUC
Molecule: messenger RNA, 1143 nt
Organism: Phoenix dactylifera (date palm)
Lineage: Eukaryota; Viridiplantae; Streptophyta; Magnoliopsida; Arecales; Arecaceae
Product: LOB domain-containing protein 15-like
Source: RefSeq, a predicted model, not a curated record